Messenger RNA from Marmota monax (woodchuck), 5558 nucleotides. It is a transcript of the gene Cnnm1, whose product is annotated as cyclin and CBS domain divalent metal cation transport mediator 1. NCBI's taxonomy places the organism in Eukaryota, Metazoa, Chordata, Mammalia, Rodentia, Sciuridae. The record is from RefSeq and is a predicted model, not a curated record. Gene Ontology annotation, cellular component: plasma membrane. Bases 250 to 3174 code for a protein of 974 amino acids. The transcript has 12 exons. Gene Ontology annotation, biological process: magnesium ion homeostasis; transport. Gene Ontology annotation, molecular function: transmembrane transporter activity.
CCCCAGGCUGCAGCUCAGACAUACUAAAGUGUGUCCCGCUAUGCGGGGUGCGGUGAUGCUUGGCCACCUCCAGCCUCCCGCGGAGAUCCUCCUCCCUGGCGGAUUCUGAACCCCCACAGCCUCCGGCCCACGCGCAAGGGCAGCACACGUGGUGACCUGCCUGGGGCCGGGUUCCCAGCUCCAGCUCCUCCUCCCUCCAGCUCUCGCUCGGCUUUCUGCAGUAUCACGUGCAGCCGCGCCGGGUGCAGGAUGGCGGCGGCGGCGGCAGCAGCAGCAGCAGCAGCGGUGGGUGUCAGGCUCCGGGACUGCUGCAGCCGGGGCGCUGUACUCCUGCUUUUCUUUUCUCUGUCUCCAAGGCCCCCGGCCGCCGCCGCUUGGCUGCUUGGCCUGCGGCCUGAGGACACUGCUGGAGGCCGUGUGUCCCUGGAGGGGGGUACCCUGCGCGCUGCCGAAGGCACCAGCUUCCUCCUGCGAGUCUAUUUCCAGCCUGGUGCCGCGGCCCCCGCUGCGCCGGUGCCCGCACCCACCCUUUCCCCCGGGGAGAACGGCACGGGCGAUUGGGCCCCACGGCUCGUGUUUAUUGAGGAGCCCCCGAGCGGGAGCGGCGUGGCGCCCAGCGCAGUCCCCACGCGUCCCCCGGGACCGCAGCGCUGCCGCGAGCAGAGCGACUGGGCGUCAGAUGUGGAGGUCUUGGGGCCCCUGCGCCCCGGGGGCGUGGCGGGCUCGGCCCUGGUCCAGGUGCGGGUGCGAGAGCUGCGCAAGGGCGAGGCAGAGCGGGGCGGCGCGGGCGGUGGCGGGAAGCUCUUCUCGCUGUGCGCCUGGGACGGGCGCGCUUGGCACCACCACGGCGCCGCCGGCGGCUUCCUGCUGCGCGUCCGCCCGCGGCUCUAUGGCCCAGGUGGGGACCUGCUGCCGCCCGCUUGGCUGCGGGCGCUCGGGGCGCUCCUGCUGCUGGCCCUGUCCGCCCUGUUCAGCGGCCUGCGCCUGAGCCUGCUCUCGCUGGACCCGGUGGAGUUACGGGUGCUGCGGAACAGUGGCUCGGCCGCCGAGCAGGAGCAGGCGCGCCGCGUGCAGGCCGUGCGCGGCAGGGGGACCCAUCUGCUCUGCACCCUGCUCCUGGGCCAAGCCGGAGCCAACGCCGCCCUGGCGGGUUGGCUGUAUGCCUCGCUGCCGCCGGGCAUCGGGGGGUCGGGGGAAGACUACAGCGAGGCGGGCAUUCACUUCCCGUGGCUGCCCGCGCUGGUGUGCACUGGCGCGGUGUUCCUGGGGGCAGAGAUCUGCCCCUACUCUGUGUGUUCGCGGCAUGGGCUGGCCAUCGCCUCGCACAGCGUGUGCCUGACCCGACUCCUGAUGGCGGCCGCCUUCCCGGUGUGCUACCCGUUGGGCCGCCUGCUGGACUGGGCGCUGCGCCAGGAGAUCAGCACCUUCUACACGCGGGAGAAACUGCUGGAAACGCUGCGGGCAGCGGACCCCUACAGCGACCUGGUGAAAGAGGAACUCAACAUCAUCCAGGGCGCCCUGGAGUUGCGCACCAAGGUGGUGGAGGAGGUGUUGACCCCCCUCGGGGACUGUUUCAUGCUGCGCUCGGACGCGGUGCUGGACUUUGCCACUGUCUCCGAGAUACUUCGAAGCGGCUACACUCGCAUCCCGGUGUACGAGGGCGACCAGCGCCACAACAUUGUGGACAUUCUAUUUGUCAAGGACUUGGCCUUCGUGGACCCCGACGACUGCACCCCACUUCUCACUGUCACCCGCUUCUACAACAGGCCUCUGCACUGCGUCUUCAAUGAUACCCGGCUGGACACGGUGCUGGAGGAGUUUAAGAAGGGAAAAUCUCACCUGGCCAUUGUCCAGCGGGUGAAUAACGAGGGAGAAGGGGACCCUUUUUAUGAGGUGAUGGGCAUUGUCACACUGGAGGACAUCAUAGAGGAGAUCAUCAAGUCAGAGAUCCUGGACGAAACUGACCUCUACACCGACAAUCGGAAAAAGCAGAGGGUCCCACACCGGGAGAGGAAGCGGCAUGACUUCUCCUUAUUUAAGCUUUCCGACUCAGAAAUCAGAGUGAAGAUCUCGCCACAGCUUCUGCUAGCCACACACCGAUUCAUGGCCACAGAAGUGGAGCCUUUUAAGUCUUUGUACCUUUCGGAGAAGAUCCUGCUCCGUCUCCUGAAACAUCCCAAUGUGAUCCAGGAGCUGAAAUUUGACGAGAAGAAUAAGAAGGCCCCAGAACACUACCUCUACCAGCGCAACCGCCCUGUGGACUACUUUGUGCUGCUCCUACAGGGUAAAGUGGAAGUGGAGGUCGGUAAGGAAGGCCUUCGCUUUGAGAAUGGAGCCUUUACCUACUAUGGUGUCCCAGCCAUCAUGACUACUGCUUGCUCAGAUAAUGACGUGCGGAAGGUUGGAAGUCUGGCUGGAUCCUCUGUCUUUCUGCCCGUCUCUGUGUCUCGUACCUUCGCCUUCAGCAGAGGGGACUCUCUGGCAGGCUCCCCAGUAAACCGGUCCCCUUCUCGCUGCAGCGGCUUGAAUCGCUCUGAGUCUCCAAAUCGAGAGCGCAGUGACUUUGGUGGGAGCAACACCCAGCUGUACAGCAGCAGCAACAACCUGUACACGCCCGACUACUCCGUCCACAUUCUCAGCGAUGUGCAGUUUGUGAAGGUCACACGACAGCAAUACCAGAACGCACUCACAGCCUGCCACAUGGACAGCUCGCCCCAGUCUCCAGACAUGGAGGCCUUCACUGACGGAGACUCCACCAAGGCUCCCACAACCCGGGGCACACCCCAAACCCCCAAGGAUGACCCUGCCCUCACGCUCCUGAACCACAGGACCAGCCUGCCAUGCAGCCGCUCUGAUGGGCUGAGAAGCCCUGGCGAGGUGGUGUACCUGAGGAUGGAGGAGAUGUCCUUCACCCAAGAAGAAAUGACUGACUUCGAGGAGCAGAGGACACAGCAACUCUCCCUGUCUCCUGCAGCCGUUCCCACAACAGCAGCAUCAGAUAAUGAAUGUUGUAAUAUCAACCUGGACACAGAGACCAGCCCUUGCAGUAGUGACUUUGAGGAAACCAUGGGCAAGAAGCUGCUGAGAACCUUAAGUGGUCGAAAAAGGAAGAGGUCAGCAGAUGGGGAGAGAACCUCUGAGGAAAACUCCAAUUUAACACCUCUGAUCACAUGACCAGACAAAGAGCGUUUGCUGGAUGUGUGAGAGUCCAGGGCUUUGCGGGAAGGCCGGCCCUGCCCGUCAUCUGCUUCCCCCAGGGCCUCCCGCAGGUGACAGAGCAUUUCUGCCUUCCUUUCCACCUCUUCACCCCUAGCUGUCGUUUUUUUUUUUUUUGGCAGAUUUUUCCUUAUUGCCUCCAGUUUGACUCAGAGCCUUGACAGAAGAAGGUGCCUCUAAUGGAACAUGCUAGAAAUGGUCUUGUCCAUAGCACAGUCUGGGAGAUGACCUCCAAGCUGACAAUGCCACUCUGGGACCCCUGACAUUCUUCUUUGUUCUUUGGGAUCCCCUGUGCCAUAGCAGACCCAUGUCUUGGGGUUCACCAUUCUUUCCUCCAGAAAAAAAUGAUAACUUCGUGCCAUAUCUCAUGCUUAGCUUAACUCAGAAGGUGCCACUGGCAGAUAGGCACAAAGGAGGCUGGAGUAGCAGGUAUGAAGAUUAGUUCAGGGAAUGGACCAAUAAUUUCUCCAGAACUUUGGAGAAUGGGACUCAGCUGUGUUGGGCUGUGAUUAAUGUUACAGCACAGAAAAUUGUCAGUGACUGUUCCUAUUAGAUAGCAGCUUCACAGCCUGGAGACGUGUGUCUCAGCUGGACUGGAAAGAAUGUAAGAUGGAAUCUCAAGUCACUGUUUUUCCCAGGGACACAUCUGUUUUGGCUCCUAAUCCACAGGCAUUAAUCGAUCAAUGAAUCUGCUCUGGAAGAGGAGGAACAGUGAAUGGAGAAAGCCAAUUGGGAGCCAGAGAUGGAAUUUCAGGUUUUAAGUGAAAAAAAGAAAAACGAAACAGAAAACUGAUAUGGAAAAGUUCUAAGCUAUUAAAGCAAGUUUAGCCAUGACAAACCAAAGAGUGCCCAGGUCAGCCAAGAAGGAUGUAUGUGCGCAUGGGACUUCAGUGUGCAUUACACAGGAAUGUUGAAGAAUCACUCUUCUUCUUCAUCCAUUUCCCCCACCCCUUACUAAACACCGGCAGGUCGCUAAGUGUACUUUAUUCCAAGAACUUAACUACACCUGAGUUUUCUCCUGAAUGUUGGAGAACCACAAGGUGGAAGAAUGACUGCACAUACCCACUUCCAAGUUGUGAUCAGGAAUCACCACAAGCUUAGGAAAAUCUUGGAAGUAAGUGCAGUUUGUCUGUGGGGCACCUGUCUGCCUUUCCAAUCUAUUUCCCACCCAUUCGAAAGCCCUUAGUUAGGGCCCAAUGAUCUUGUGCUGCCUGAUGAAUAUUCAAACCAUUCCCAAGCAUUUCCCUGUUGCACACCAUUUGAGCCUCCCUCCCCUUUCUCCAAACCACCACUCCCUCUCUACACCCAGUCAAUCAGUUUCCUGGGAAGUAGGAGACCAGCAAUUCCUCUGGGUUAUUUGCAUCUCAAAGGAAAAUGCUUACCCACAGGAACCUUUGACUCAGGAGUUCUUAACCUGGGGUCCAUCACCCCAGGGGGGUCCAUUGCUGGACUUCAGAAGGUUCCUGAAACCUUCAGAAGGUCUUAAAACUGUCAGAAUUUAGUGUAUGUGUUCUCAUGUUUUCCAGAGAGUUGAAAGUUUUCAUAAGCUUAAACUUCUCAAAGUUCUCAGACCCACAAGGGUUAAAAAAUAAAAAUUAAAAAACUAUUUUCAUUAGUGGAACUUUCAGCCCAGCCUUUCUGCAAUGCAGAGUGAAUACUGGGCAGUUCAUUUUUAAUUAUAAGUGGUCUUCUCCAGUGUCCCUCAAUUGAUGGGAAAGGCUGGCAUCUACCAAGAAGCAGGAGUCCUCAAAAAUUCACACCCUAAAGUAUUAUACAACCUCCAUCCCACAUAACUUUGGCCUAUCACCCCCCCACCAAACCAGAACAGGUAUUGCAGACCGGAGGACCACAGCAUGUGGGAGUAAAGAAUUGAGCUGGAGUUGCCUCUUCCAGCAAAGCAUUACUGACUUUGACACACCCCUGGCCUGGCCUGGCCUGGCUGGAGGCUCAGCAUGCAUGUGUUCUCUUGCUAACUCCACAGCCACCUACUCCUCACCUGCUCUUGCCUGGUUGGAACAGAGAGGGUAAGCCCUCAGUGCUGCCUCAGACCCAGACUAUUUAUAGUGAGUUUUGAGCAAGAACUGCCAUCCUGCAGUCUUCUUGCCCAGCUGGCCACUGGCCCACAGGGGCCUACCUGGCCAGACUUCCACCAGGCUCAGCCCACUCCUGUUGCUUUGUACCUAUCCCUUGGCAGAACCCCUGAGGAGCUUGUCACCACUCCUCUCCCUAUCCCCACCCCCAAGUAUUUUCUUCAGGUUAAAAAAAAAAAAAGAUUUUAAAAUAAAGCAUUUAUGAAGGCUCAAUAAAUUGUAAAUAAUUUUUAAAUAAAAUGAAAAUGCAUU